UGAACAGACAUAAAAGCAACGGAAACAUUGUGAUUUCAUUCUGUUCCCGACACACAAUGGAUCUGCGAGUCUCUGUCGUUCUUCUUUUCAUUUUUCUCACUGGAGGAUAUUCUCUCCAGUGUUACGUGUGCACACCUGAUUGGACGGGUUACUGUCAAUUAAAAUUGGAGACAUGUCCAGAUGAUUGUUCUGCAUGUACAAGCUGUGAAGCGAGUCUGUCAAAUGGUUACAAAAACAUGACCUUCAGAAUGAAAGGGUGUGCAAGUCAAUGUCAAGAUGCGAAAAUACGGACACCAGAUGGUAUAUCAAUGGAGGUCCGCUGCUGUAAGAGUGACCGUUGCAAUGCAGCCAAUGCAGCAGAUGGAGUGUUUAAGGGAAGCUUCCUCCUGCUCUUCUCUCCUCUGCCCUUCUACUUCCUGUUUCAGUGAGUCCAGAUUCAAGACUUCAGAUUCAACAGUGAAGAUCAGCACAAAAAAUAUUCUUUCAUACACAGAAAAUGAGAUCCUUCGAGAAAGUAUAAGAUUACACAAGAGGUUAUAAACACACUUAUGCAUAAAUCAUGAAAAUGUGCUUGUGGUUGUUCAUCUAGUAGGUUAACCAAUCAAAUGUCUGAAAUUCUUAGAAGCAAUAUGACUAUUGUCAUGGUUUUUCUGUUUUGAUUUUGUUUUCAAGGUCUUUUAUUUUUCUUUCUAUUUGUUUCUUGUUUCCUGAGUUUGUAAAUUAAUAACUAAUGAUUUUUACAGUGGAAAUGAAUCAAUCAAAAACUUCCUUUAGCUGGAUAAUAACUUUUUUCUGGAUCUGCAGUACAGUCAAAACAAUCUCUGUUCCAGUAAUUUCCUAUUAUCACUGUAAAGCUGCUUUGAAACAAUCUGUAUUGUAAAAAGCGCUUUAUAAAUGAAGGUGACUAAACUUCAUUUUGUUC
Molecule: messenger RNA, 922 nt
Organism: Megalobrama amblycephala (Wuchang bream)
Lineage: Eukaryota; Metazoa; Chordata; Actinopteri; Cypriniformes; Xenocyprididae
Product: neurotoxin 3FTx-8a-like
Exons: 4
Coding region: 57-428 (123 amino acids)
Molecular function (GO): acetylcholine receptor inhibitor activity
Source: RefSeq, a predicted model, not a curated record